CUAUUUGGUUAGCGCUUGUGGUCUUGCACCAAAUUUAAUACUCGGUCUCAUUGCUGCGGCCAUCCUCCUUCGUUCUCAACCAACGCAUCAGCGUUCCGUCAUAGUCGCAAUCAAUGUCGCGUCCUUCACUAAAGCUUCCACAUCUCACCGUACCAGUUCCGGCUGAUACUAAAGGCCGUCGGCGCAGCGGGAGCAUUGUCAAGGUCGAAGAAGUUGGCGGCCGUACAGAGGAACUUUUGGACCGCAGCGCGUACCUCAACAUCAAUGCUAACUGGGUGAAUGCAAAGGGUGCAUGGCUCAUACACGUCGUUUUGGUCUUCAUGGGAAAGAUCAUCAUCGAUACUAUACCUGGCAUGACGCAACAGAUCAGCUGGACACUCGUUAACCUUAUAUACCUUAACGUACGCUCCUUCCAUCCUUUGCUCUCAUAUCUCAUGUUCCAUUGGGUCACCGGCAUUCCCUUCGACAACGAGCUUCACGGCGGUGCAUAUGACGAUCUCACUCUCUGGGAGCAAAUUGAUGACGGCGCGCAAUAUACGCCAUCGAAGAAGUGGCUAUUCACUGCGCCUAUAUUACUUUUCCUGGCUUCGACACACUACACGAAUUACAAUCCGUGGCUAUUCGCUGUCAAUCUCACCGCUCUCAUCGUCCUAGCCAUCAUUCCAAAACUUCCUCAGCUCCACAGACAACGCGUUCGUUUCCUCACGAGUGAUGCCUCAGGCGUCUCAACGCCCGUCACGCCAUCUUUCCCUCAGAUGGACAACAAUCCGCUACAUGCCGCAAACCCAGCCGAUGCCCAUUUCGGGUGA
This is a messenger RNA of Suillus clintonianus, 809 nucleotides long. Its product is annotated as ORMDL family-domain-containing protein. The transcript has 5 exons. Bases 114 to 809 code for a protein of 231 amino acids. Gene Ontology annotation, biological process: intracellular sphingolipid homeostasis; negative regulation of ceramide biosynthetic process; ceramide metabolic process. Lineage: Eukaryota; Fungi; Basidiomycota; Agaricomycetes; Boletales; Suillaceae. Gene Ontology annotation, cellular component: endoplasmic reticulum membrane. The record is from RefSeq and is a predicted model, not a curated record.